AUGGGUUUCAUCUUUCGACUGGCAAUAUUGUUCAUCAUUGGUGCUGUAGUAGUAUCCGGAAUAACUAUUGAAUUUCAUAAUGGUCUUGGUUUUCCAAUUCAAUUAGUUGUGACACAAAAUAACGUCGCACCUCGACACGUAACUACAAUUCCAACAGGUCGACAUUUUUCAUACUAUUGCCCGCAAGGAUUUGCUGGAAAUUUUAAACAUGGGUGGGCUGGUAAAGGUGUAACACUAUUCGAAAUAUCUGUUCGAACACAUGACGCUAACACUUAUUAUGAUUUGAGUGUCAUUGAUGGUUUCAAUGUACCGAUGAAAGUUUAUGCUCCAGAUGGAACAAGAAUUCAAGCUUUACAUUCACAAGCACCAGAUGCUUAUCUAUAUCCGACAGACGAUAGCAAAACACAUGGUUUACGUGGAGAUGGAAAAUUCGUGGUUGUAUUUGAAUGGUAAAUGAUCGAACAAAACUUUUUUCGAUAUGAAAAUCAACAUUUUGGUCUUUGACAAUGAUAGGCUGAUGUGUUUUGAUCAAUACUUGAUGAGUGAUCUUUCUAUCUAUUUUGAGUUAUUUGUUCACUACUCUAAAAUAAAAAUAAAAAUUAACCACGAAUACAGUUGAUUCAUUUUCGAUUAUACACGAUAUUAUUUGUUAGCAUUGGGUACUUACUUUGUUGUGAAAAAGCAAAAGGAAUAUGUACAGGGUAGGUAAAAAUGUUUUUUCCAGGGGGUAAUGCUGUGAUUUCACAUAACAUCAACAACAAAUUUUAUACCAAAUUGAAGUGAGCGAAAAUAGGAUUUGUUAAUGCUAAAUAGUAAUGAUUAUGGCAACUUUUUAGUAUUGAAUUCAGGAAAUUUCUAAAAUCUUACGUCAUAUCAGCAAAGAAAAUUUCCUUUUGUGAAGUAGUUCAUGUUAGAUCUUACAUAAAAUGAUGAAUAUCAAUAGGUAAUAUUUAUUUUUUAAGAUUUGAUGAAUGUAGUCAAUAAUCAGUGUGACGACCAUUGGCGUUUUUACAGCAGAAAGAUGGGACGGAUACGAUCAUAAAAUAAUUUGAUAUAGAUUAUUGUUUGUUCCUAUGUUUGCCAAAACAAACGAAAUAUGUUUUAUUUUAGAGUUUCUUCAUCAUAGCGAUUUCCGUUCCGUCUCUUAUAGCAAUUUUCUUCAGCUUCAUUUUUGACUAUUUUUUCAAUAUUAUCUUACUAUCAGCGCGAAUCAGAAUUAAAGCAUUGUUUUAUAUGUUUGCACAUGUUUUAUUCAUUAGUCUUAGACGAAUGACUAUCAGAAAUUUUUUUUUUGUAUAUAGAAUCUCUUUUUGUUUCUCCAUAAAACGACACAAAAAGGAUUUACACUUUCUAAUGCAAUAAUACAAAAACACUGUUAAAGAAACAUAAUAAGUUGUUUGUGUACGGAAGUUAUUUAUAUUUUCUUUCCAUCUAAAAUGAGAUGCGAUUUUCUGAUACAAAUCGAUAAAUAUCAACAAUGUAUGGUGGGUCAGUCAUUGUAAUUAUUUCAUCACCCGUCUGCAUAUUAGUCACUUCCUAUUCCUUUUCGAUAAAACUAAAACGUAAAUAUUUUAGUUGAUGUUCAUUAAUAUGAGUGAAAAUGAAAGCAAUCCAUUUGCCAACAUUACACUGAAUGAAACGUAGGCAUUCUAAUCGAGGAAAAUGACGUUUGUUAAUAACGAAAGAAAGAAGUGGAAUCAUCACUUCUUCAUUCAAAUGUUUAUCUAUAAUAGACGGACAUUCUAUAUGUAGUCGAUCAAGACGUUGAAGAAAAGCAUCAAGAUAUUCAUUGUCAUGACCAUUAGUAAUCCAAUAAUUCAAUUCAUUUGUACUAACAAACAAACAUUUUAUAUUCGGUAAUAAACGAAGCCAGCCAGUUAAUUCUGCAAUGAAAAAAUGUCAGUAAAAUUCAGAGAUAAGUUUUACGACAAAAUUCAGUUAAACUUCCACACAGAAUAAAAGUCCAUCUCUACAAUUAUAAGUUUUGUGCAAAAAGACAAGCGAUCCACUUUGUGUAAGAUGGAUCAAAAUCGGUUAGAAGUGCAAGAACUUGUUAGCACUGGUUAUUCAGUUUAUUCAUAAAAACAACAAGAGGAA
Molecule: messenger RNA, 2097 nt
Organism: Rotaria sordida
Lineage: Eukaryota; Metazoa; Rotifera; Eurotatoria; Philodinida; Philodinidae
Source: the annotation of a GenBank genome assembly